Messenger RNA from Leguminivora glycinivorella, 1347 nucleotides. RefSeq lists its product as uncharacterized. NCBI's taxonomy places the organism in Eukaryota, Metazoa, Arthropoda, Insecta, Lepidoptera, Tortricidae. Bases 159 to 971 code for a protein of 270 amino acids. The record is from RefSeq and is a predicted model, not a curated record. The transcript is spliced from 2 exons. Gene Ontology annotation, molecular function: nucleic acid binding; zinc ion binding.
CCAUGUCAGUCUGUGUCCGAGCAUUAAACGUAGCACAUCAGUGUUCUAUAAAUCUGGAGUUUUCUUUAGAAACCUACGUCUAGAACACAGCAAUUGGCGACGAGAUCGAUAUCUACGUGUGCAGAGAACGUUUUUUUUCAAUUAAUUGGUUGGAAAAAAUGACUACAUCAAGUGCAAAUGUAAUGUUCGGCGGCAGUCUCAAUUUUGACCAUCGGAUUCACGAAUGGAGUAUCUUCAGGAGCAGAUUGUUUCAAUUCUGCACUGUUAAUGAUAUUACGGAAACAACAGACAAGUCAGAAGUGAAACGCCGUGCCGUGUUAUUGUCGGCCUUAUCGGAAGAUACCUACCGCAUUCUUCGAGACUUAGUGGCGCCAAAGGAAGUUGACAGCGUAGAAUACAAGGUUUUGUUACAACAUCUGGAUACGCAUUUUACGCCAAAGAAGAGUACAUUUGCUGAACGCUACACUUUUUAUAAGGCUGAACAGCGACCGGGUGAAGAGUUGCCAGAUUGGGCCGCACGAGUGCGUAGCCUGGCCCAGUACUGUGGUUUUAAAACGGAGUUGGACAGUGUAUUACGCGACAGGUUUGUCUUAGGGUUGGAAAAUGUAAAAGAAAAAGAAAAGUUAUUUGCCGAGAGCGUUGACACUUUAACGUUUAGCAAGGCAUUAGAAUUAGCGCAAAGUGUGCGGUGCGCGCGAAUAGCGUUGCAAAAAACACAACCCGCGGUACCCGAAACUCCAGUGUUUGCCGUCAACACGUCGCGCGCGCAACGUAACCCUCGUAGUAACUUGGAAAGUUGUGAAGUUUGCGGCUAUAAAAAUCAUACAAAGGAUCAGUGUCGUUUUAUUAACUAUACAUGUCAAAAGUGUAAACAAAAAGGACAUUUAAAGCGAAUGUGUAAAACCAAAGUGCGAAGGAAUUAUUUUGUAGCAGAGGAGGAUGACGAUAUCAUUCAAGAUCUCACAAACUAAGAACUAUGGAGGGCGGCGCAAGGUGUGUUUUGUGGAAGGAGAUCAGGUGUUAGUUAAACAUAUAUUUAGUAACGGAAAUAAGCACGUAUGGAAAAAAGGUUGUAUACAAAAACUUAUAGGUAAUAAAAUGUACUUAGUUCGUAUAAUAGAUUUAAAUAUAUUAGUUAAGAAACAUGUAGAUCAGUUACUGUUGUAUAAAGGUAAUAAUAGCGUAGGUACUACUAGUGAUACCCAAGAUAUUUCAUCUGACCUGGAAAUAACAAUCAACGAGUCGUUAUCUCCAAGUCAUGAUGCAGUGUCACCUCCAGCGAUUGAAGGCCAGACCUCUGACUCAAGUUUAGUUGAAAGUGGAAAUAAUUUAGAUGAGCCUUGCCAG